GAAGUGGAGUCAUGUGUUGCAGUCACAUGUUCGAUGGCAUAAUGGUUAACCAGGAAGAAAAUACAAGCUUGUUAUUUGAGUCUGCAUUAUGCUGAAUCGUAAGUUAAGUCAACAGAAAUCUCCAAUGCGGAAAUGUGACAAUACUUAGUAACAAUUAGUCAAAAUACUGACCACAGUGCACGCGCGCGUGUCGGUGAGGUGUGAUCAAUCAUGGAAGUGAAUGUGAGUCAGAUAUCGCUGGUUCUUUGUCUUCUAUCAUGCUGCUCUUCAUCAUUCAGUGCUCGAUAUACACCUGACUGGACCAGUCUCGACUCCAGACCUCUGCCUGAAUGGUACGACGAGGUGAAGUUCGGGAUCUUUGUUCAUUGGGGGGUGUUUUCAGUGCCCGCGUUCGGCAGCGAGUGGUUCUGGUGGGACUGGAAAGGGGCACAUGAUUUUGAAUAUAUCUUGUUCAUGAUUAAAAACUACCCCCCUGGAUUCAGCUACACGGACUUCGCUCCUAAUUUCCACGCGCAGUUUUUUGACCCUGAUGAGUGGGCUGAUAUCUUCGAAGCUUCAGGAGCAAAAUAUGUGGUCCUCACAUCGAAACACCACGAAGGCUUCACAAAUUGGGGCUCCCCAGAUUCCUGGAAUUGGAAUUCUGUUGAUAACGGACCUCACAGGGAUCUUGUUGGAGAUUUGGGAAAUGCAAUAAGAAAGAGGUCUCUGCAUUAUGGACUCUACAACUCUUUGUUUGAAUGGUUCAAUCCCAUCUAUCUGAGGGACAAGGAAUCUGGUUUCAAGACUCAGGAUUAUGUUGCAAAAAAAGUAAUGCCAGAACUCAUCAAUCUGGUCAACAGGUACAAGCCAGACCUGAUUUGGUCAGAUGGGGACUGGGAAGCACCUGACACUUAUUGGAACUCUACAGAAUUCCUCGCCUGGCUCUACAACGACAGUCCGGUCAAAGAUGUAGUGGUGACCAAUGACAGAUGGGGGAAUGGCUGUUACUGUAAACAUGGAGGUUAUUUCAACUGUGCUGACAAGUUCACUCCUGGACAGCUGCCCAAUCACAAGUGGGAGAAAUGUCAGUCAGUGGACACAAAAUCAUGGGGUUAUCGCCGAAAUAUGAAACUAACCGAACUGAUGGAUCUACCAUCCAUCAUAAAGGACCUGGUCUACGUCGUGGCUUUAGGGGGGAAUUACCUGCUGAAUGUGGGACCCACAGCAGACGGCGUGAUCGCACCUGUCUUUGAGGAGCGUCUCAGAGGAAUUGGAGCCUGGCUGAAGAUCAACGGUGAAGCCAUCUAUGCAACUAAACCUUGGAGAGUUCAGGCUGAGAAUGCUACAGUUGUUACCUGGUAUACUUCAAAAAACACCAGCACUGUGUAUGCGAUCUUCACCUCCAAUCCCAUGCAAAACACCUUUCAGCUUUCUAUGCCCAAAACCUCUGACAACACAGUGGUGACGUUGUUGGGGAACCCUGAGCCUUUGAAAUGGGUUCCUCUGAAAACAACAGGACUGUUAAUUCUCCUGCCUGAUCUGCCUUUCUCACCCGCUGAAGCCUGGACAUUCAAGCUGGAUGGGGUGGCCUAACCUAAAGCCUUUAAAACUUUUAAAGUCGCCAUGAAAUUCAAAUUUUACAAUUUGUAUUUUUUUAUAUGUAAUAUUGUAGUGCAGCUUAUUAUAAAUGAUUUAUCUGUGCACUUCAUUAAUUAAAAAAAAAAAAAAAUCAUGUACCCUUAUAAUCUUUAUCAAAUACAUUCUCCUUCCCUUCACCCUGAAACGACUGUUCUUCUCUUCCUGUCAUGUGCUUUGCUGAGAGGGCGCGGCAAGUCCCAUGCUCUAAUCAAUAUUCAGUUUUACUUGGAAAUACGUCACAACGCUGGAGAAAAGUUGUUUGUAACUCUCGGUACACGGGUACUUUAAAAACUAUUUUAAUGACAUUUGUUUUAAGAAAGUUUUGUAUAAAUUAGUUUUUUAUUAUUUUAAAAUGGACUAUUUGAUAUGAUUGCAAAAUAAAAAUGACCAACUGAAUGAUACACCAAAACCAAAUUUCUGAAACUAAAAUAGUUUCACUAUCUAUUACUUUGUAAUACAUAAAGACGUUACGUCAGGUUGUGCCUAAUGUUCUACUGGUAACUAAUUACCAGUUUAAUCACUUUUUCUUUAUAUUAUUUUUGGAAUAGAAAGAUUAUUUUUAGGAAAUUAUUUAAUUAUUUGUUGGAAUUAAAAGGUUAAUUAGACAGCUGGGGAAGUUGUGUAAUGUUAUGUUUAGGGUUUUGUAUACAUUUGCAGGGGCUUAUUAUGAAUUAUGUUUGAGUAAAUAUUUGUAUAUUUUAAAGUA
This is a messenger RNA of Pimephales promelas (fathead minnow), 2323 nucleotides long. RefSeq names its product tissue alpha-L-fucosidase-like. The record is from RefSeq and is a predicted model, not a curated record. NCBI's taxonomy places the organism in Eukaryota, Metazoa, Chordata, Actinopteri, Cypriniformes, Leuciscidae. Gene Ontology annotation, biological process: fucose metabolic process; glycoside catabolic process. Gene Ontology annotation, cellular component: lysosome. Gene Ontology annotation, molecular function: alpha-L-fucosidase activity.